UGUUGCUCUGCUUCCAACUGCAGCGAGGGCUUUCCCUCCAGCAUCCAUAUCUUCCCAUAUAGUACCAUGAUGACCAAUUGAACUAUCCCUCCCUUUCUUGUUCAUAUUCUAAUUAAUAGGAUUUCCUUCCAUUAAGUGACGUGGGCCUCAGAGUUCCACCAGGAAAGCUCUCAUCAGGCCAGAUCGUUGCAAGUCCGUAACGCCCCAGCCAAGCAGCGCCCAACGCUAUCGACAUUUAUCGGUACAACUCGCCGCCAUGGGCCGGCGCAACCGGAUCGUAGCGUCCUUGCUAACUUUAGCAUGCGCGACUUCUACCGCCCUUGCGAACAAGAAAGUCUUCAAUAUUCACGAUGAUCUACUCGCGUUUCCUCAAUACCAAGUCCUUUUCCCUGACGAAUAUGUUCUUGACUCUCACGCGAAAGAAUUACUACGGACGCAAAGUAGCCCUCCCGUUUCCGAUGACCAACAGGGAAACUCUCUACAAAAGCCGCAGAUCCCUCUAGAGCCUCGCACAGAUGGGUCGCAAGAGCACAGUCCACAACAGGAAGGAGGACCGCAGCUCACAUACGAGGAGCUAACCCUCCAAGGCCAACGAUUCCUCUGUCAAAUCCCGCAAGUCGAGAAAGACGAAAGUGGUCCGACGAAUAGGACCAAGGAGGCCAGUGAGACGGACGAGAAGCAGGAGCUGGCUCGGGCGACGGAACGCGGCUUGGAACUUCUUAGCGAGAUGGAAGGGAAAUGCAUGUACUAUGUUUCGGGCUGGUGGUCGUACUCGUUCUGCUACAAGAAGCAGAUCAAGCAGUUCCAUGCGCUGCCUUCUGGCAGUGGGAUCCCUAACUAUCCUCCCAUGGAGGAUCCGGCAACGCAUUCGUUUAUCCUGGGCCGGUUUUCCCGGGCUAAUGAAGAGGAGGAUGGUGAAGCUGAGCGCAAAAGGACGGCCGAGGCGACAACAACAGCAACAACGACGGACGUGGCCGAGCUCCAGACGAACGGGGGAUCACGGUAUCUGGUGCAGCGGUUGGAGGGCGGGACUAAGUGCGAUUUGACGGGGAAGAACCGGAAGAUUGAGGUUCAGUUCCAUUGUCAUCCCCAGUCGACGGAUCGCAUUGGCUGGAUCAAAGAGCUGACGACUUGCUCCUACUUGAUGGUCAUUUACACCCCGCGCUUGUGCAAUGAUGUCGCCUUCCUACCCCCACAGCAGGAGGAGCUCCAUUCAAUUGAGUGUCGCGAGGUUCUCUUACCUGACCAGGUUCCCGACUGGGAGGCGAUGCGGCAGUAUCACCUGGCCCAGAGACUUGUCGAAUCGUCUGCUACUACGUCAGAAUUUCCUAUCGUCGGUGACAUUGAGGUCGGUGCCAAGAAGCUCGUGGGCACCGAAGGCAAGGAAAUCGAGAAAGGCCGCGUGGCUUCCGCCGGAGAAGAGAAGGUGGAAGUGGUGGCCAAACGCGAGAAUGGUGAGGUGUUGCAGUUGUCCAAAGUCGACCUAGAAAAGCUUGGGCUUGACCCGGAGAAGAUCGAAACCUUGAAGACCCGACUCGAAGAGCUCGCUCAGGGUAAGGACUGGACAUUGGAACAUGUCACGGCCAAUGGCGAGCGUGGAUUGAGAGGCAUCGUGGACACCGAUGAAGAUGAAGAGGAGGAAGAAACGGGAGCCAAGUCUGGAACAGAGUCGGAGGACCAUGGUACAACGGAAAAGCCGCAGGAGAAGGCUCCCGCCGAGAAGAAAGUUCCAGAGAAGGAGGUCCUAGAGGCUAAACCGAAGGACGAGCCAAAGGGGGAGGAGCUGCCUGCGGACAACGCGGAAGAGGGCAGUGAGGAAAUCUUCAAAGAUGAACUGUAACUACCCUUAGACUAUGUCAUAUUUGUACUUGACGACUUGUAGAUCUGUGUCUAUUCUUGGUUAUCAUUUUU
Molecule: messenger RNA, 1911 nt
Organism: Aspergillus pseudonomiae
Lineage: Eukaryota; Fungi; Ascomycota; Eurotiomycetes; Eurotiales; Aspergillaceae
Product: PRKCSH domain-containing protein
Exons: 2
Coding region: 257-1840 (527 amino acids)
Biological process (GO): endoplasmic reticulum unfolded protein response; retrograde protein transport, ER to cytosol
Cellular component (GO): endoplasmic reticulum lumen
Source: RefSeq, a predicted model, not a curated record